AUGGCUACCCUGAUACCACCACCUUCGAAAAAGCAGAAGAAGCAGGCUCAACAGCCGCGCGAAGUCGAGUUACUACCAGCUGAUCUUCCACAUGUUUUGAUCAAAUUCCAAGCAUUCGACACAGGUGAAAAUGUCGGGGGUUCGCUACGUGUUCCUGGCGGCACGACGGAGCAGCAGCUCGAGCAGCUGCUGAAUCAGCUACAGGGUGAGUCGGAUGAGCCGGUUCCUUACAGUUUCAGCUGCAUGAUUGGCGGGGAGGAGGGCCAAUCAGAGCAGAUGAUUGACAUCAAAGACAACAUAUACAGCUCCAUCUUGAAGCCAGGGCACAAGACGACGGAAGACUUCAUGACCCUUGUCUUCACACCACGGGCAAUUUUCAAAGUACGCCCGGUUACAAGAAGCUCAUCAGCUAUCGCCGGACAUGGAUCUACCAUUCUCUGCUCUGCAUUUGCUCCCAACACGAGCGGUCGCAUGGUUACAGGAGCUGGAGAUAACACCGCUAGAAUCUGGGAUUGUAACACUAGCACGCCCAUGUACACAUUGAAAGGUCACUAUAAUUGGGUUUUGUGUGUGGCAUGGUCUCCCGACGGCGAACUUAUCGGUACAGGAUCCAUGGAUAAUACAAUUAGAUUAUGGGAGGCGCAAAAGGGGGAAGCUUGCGGUGACGCUCUGAGGGGGCAUUCCAAAUGGAUCACGUCGCUGGCUUGGGAACCUAUACAUUUAGUUAAACCAGGCGAAAGACCUAGACUGGCUUCUGCAUCCAAAGACGGCACCAUCAAGAUAUGGGAUACGACGAGAAGGGUUUGCCUAAUGACCCUCAGCGGCCAUACCAACUCGGUAUCGUGUGUCAAAUGGGGAGGGCGCAAUGUGCUUUAUAGCGGUUCUCACGACAAGACCAUCAGGGCUUGGGAUAUGAAUGCUUCCGGGAAGUGCAUCAACAUUUUAAAGUCCCAUGCGCAUUGGAUCAACCACUUAUCGCUAUCUACAGAUUACGCGCUCCGUGUUGGUGCUUUUGAUCAUACAGGGCAACAACCAACUUCACCCGAGGACGCUCAACAAAAGGCUCUCAAACACUACGAAAAAAUCGCCAAGAAGAACGGAAAACUUGAGGAAAUCAUGGUUACCGCCAGUGACGAUUUUACGAUGUACCUAUGGGAUCCUCUGAAAUCGACAAAACCUAUUACGAGAAUGACCGGCCACCAGAAAUUGGUCAAUCACGUAGCGUUCUCACCCGAUGGGAGAUACAUUGUAUCGGCCUCGUUCGACAACUCCAUCAAGUUAUGGGACGGAAGAAAUGGUAAUUUUGUUACAACUUUUCGUGGUCAUGUUGCAAGCGUUUACCAGGUUGCUUGGUCUUCUGAUUGUAGGCUGCUAGUCUCUUGCUCCAAAGACACCACAUUGAAGGUGUGGGAUAUCAGAACCAAGAAAUUGUCAGUCGAUCUUCCAGGCCACAAUGACGAAGUUUAUACAGUGGAUUGGAGUGUUGAUGGUAAGCGCGUGUGUAGCGCGGGUAAGGACAAAAUGGUUAGGUUAUGGACUCAUUAA
Molecule: messenger RNA, 1545 nt
Organism: Lachancea dasiensis
Lineage: Eukaryota; Fungi; Ascomycota; Saccharomycetes; Saccharomycetales; Saccharomycetaceae
Source: the annotation of a GenBank genome assembly